Messenger RNA from Ipomoea nil (Japanese morning glory), 1173 nucleotides. RefSeq lists its product as uncharacterized. Lineage: Eukaryota; Viridiplantae; Streptophyta; Magnoliopsida; Solanales; Convolvulaceae. The transcript has a single exon. Bases 1 to 1062 code for a protein of 353 amino acids. Gene Ontology annotation, molecular function: DNA-binding transcription factor activity; protein dimerization activity. The record is from RefSeq and is a predicted model, not a curated record. Gene Ontology annotation, biological process: regulation of DNA-templated transcription.
AUGUCGUCGUCGUUGUUGUUCUACGGCGAUGAACAGGCUUUCCCGGUGGACGACGAAGCGUAUAUCAUCAACGGAAUGCACGAUAAGCUGAGCUUCCGAGCUUUGCUAAGCUUGUGCCUCAACCACGACGAACAGACCGGUCUAUCACAUUUACUGCCUCCUCAGCUCAUCAGUACUGCUGCUACUUCCAACUUCAACUCCUUGCCGUAUGAUGUUUAUCCUCCGAUGCCGGAGAAUGUGGCAUUCGGAUCCUUUUCUGCUUUUCCUCCGACUUUGAUUCGGAGUCUCCAAUGCGGAGAUUUGGAGCUCAAGUUUUCGAAAAUGCCGAGGCAGGAUUUCAGUACUCAUCACUUCGGAUCCUAUGGCUAUGGCGGCUAUGGAUAUAACAACAGCGCUGCGGUUUCCACGGAGCCGUCUAACUGCUUCGCUGACGACGGCGUCUCCUGCGACUACGGCUUCCGUCACUUGCCGGAUCUCCGCUCGCUAGAAAAACAACAACCGCUUCCUUUGAAUACCGAGGAGUUCGGUUUCCGACCUCCACGCAACAUCGGCGGCUACAUUCUCGACAAAGCGACCGGAAACUACCAGCCUCCAGCUACUCGUCGUCAUCCGCACAGAGAACCACGGAAGGCGGCGGCGAAGACGGAGAGUAGAUCCUGCAAACUAGCCCGAGAGAGGCGACAGAAGCAGUGCGAGAAGAUUCGGUAUUUACAGAAGCUAAUGCCGUGGGAGACGAAGAUGGACACGACGAAGAUGCUGGAGGAGGCGCACAAGUACGUCAAAUUCCUCCAGGCGCAGGUUAGAGUCCUCCAGACCAUGCCGGUUCGAGGCGCUCUCCCCUCUCCAAACACUACCCCCGCCCUGCACGGCACACUCGCGAAGCUCUCCCGGCAACAGCUGCUGGAGGCUCUGGUGAACUCGCCGGCGGCUCAGACGUUCCUUUACUCCAGAGGCUGUUGCGUAUACUCCGUCGAACAGUUGGCUCUGCUCGGAAAAGUAGUCGACAGAAAAGCUCUGUUUGAGCAGAUGCUCAUCGCCUCUGCAUCCAUGUUACGCUCCUAAAUCCUAAUUAAGGUGCUCAAAUUACUAAUUUCUCCCCUCAUUAUCUUAUUACUAUUAUUUAGGGGCACUUAUAAUUAUUAUAUUGUUAUAUUACUUAUUACAGAAUCAUUG